Molecule: messenger RNA, 486 nt
Organism: Fulmarus glacialis (Northern fulmar)
Lineage: Eukaryota; Metazoa; Chordata; Aves; Procellariiformes; Procellariidae
Product: protein B4
Exons: 2
Biological process (GO): nucleosome assembly
Cellular component (GO): nucleosome
Molecular function (GO): DNA binding
Source: RefSeq, a predicted model, not a curated record
CCCACCCUGCAUAUGGUCAUCGAGGCACUGCAGGCCCAGGAUGAGAGGAAGGGCACCUCCGUCAUUGCCAUCAAGCGGUUCAUCCUGGCUAAGUACCCUGCUGUGGACCCCGUCCGCCUCAAGUACCUGCUGAAGCAGGCGCUGAGCAAGGGGCUGAGCCGUGGGGACCUGGUGCUGCCACACAACGCCUCUGCCGUGGCCCGGGCCCCCGGCAAAGGGCGUUCAGGGCCCCCCGUGGCUCCGGCUGCUGAGGAUGCAGGAGGGGGUGAUGGCGACAGCCCCGCGGGUGCUGAGGCAAAGGGGCCCCGAAAGGCCCCAGUGGGAAAGAGCAAGGGGAAGGCACCCAAGGGGGCACAGCAAGAUGCCUCCAAGGCGAAGGGGGGUCAAGGCAAGGCGAGGAAGCCCCGGGCUGCCCAGGGAGCUGGCCAGGGGGAGGCCAGGCUGCGGAAGGCAGCCCCCACCCCAGCAGGCAGGAAGGCCCCAUAG